UAUAUUAUUAUUCACUGCGGUUUUAACGUUUUGUGAAGAAAAAUACCUUAAACUUUUAAAUAAAAUCCAUCGUAAGGAUGUGUCUGGAUAUACGUCGUCUAAGGAUCGUCCUUUUGUCACUUGCAGUCGUUUCCAGUGCUUCUGGACAAGGUUACAAUUAUGAUAAUCCUAGUGAAUGGAACAACGAAUACGAAACAUGCCGUGGAAAUAGACAGUCUCCAAUUGAUUUGUUUCGCAGUCAAGCUAUCAAUGAAACCAAUUUACCUAGAUUAUCAUUUAAUGAGUAUAACAUUCCCAUAACGAUGCCCGUUGAAGCAAUUAAUAACGGUCAUACAGUUCAUGUAGAUGUCAACAAUGUAGUUGAUGGAAAUCGUCCAUCUGUAACCGGUGGUGGAGUGAAUGAAACCUACGAAGCCCAAAGCUUUCACUUCCAUUGGGGUUCACAAGACUCCAAAGGUUCAGAGCAUGAAAUCAAUAAAAAGAAAUACGAUGUUGAAUUGCAUAUUGUUCAUAAAAAUGUUAAAUUUGCUAAUCUUACUGAAGCCUCUAAAGAUCCAUCGGGAAUUUUAGUUUUGGGUAUUAUGCUUAAGAAAUGGCAGUUUGUACCAACUCCAAGAACUGGAUUAAACGAAGUAUACGAUGUCCUUCCUGAGCUUUCUAAGUACAAUUCAAGAAAAGCACUGAAUCAUUCAAUCACCAUGGAUUCCAUUUUAAGUGGAUUAAAUACACGACAUUUUUAUACUUAUCAAGGUUCGUUAACUACUCCUCCAUGUUCAGAAGCUGUAACCUGGUUUGUUUUCCCAGAUGUUGUACCAAUUCAAAGUAGAUAUCUUAAACGUUUUUGGAAUUUGUAUGAUUCAAGAAAUGUUCCCUUGUUGAACAAUUUUAGACCAAUACAAAAUACAGAAGGACGUGAUGUAUUUUAUCGUGAAGGAAAACAAGCUCAAAAACGAUGAAUGAUUCUAAAUGGUAUCGACAAAAUGAAUAUUAGAUUUA
Molecule: messenger RNA, 996 nt
Organism: Episyrphus balteatus (marmalade hoverfly)
Lineage: Eukaryota; Metazoa; Arthropoda; Insecta; Diptera; Syrphidae
Product: carbonic anhydrase 7-like
Exons: 7
Coding region: 78-956 (292 amino acids)
Cellular component (GO): cytoplasm
Molecular function (GO): zinc ion binding; carbonate dehydratase activity
Source: RefSeq, a predicted model, not a curated record